UAAAUUAAUUUUUUUUCCCUCAUUUUCGCUCUAUAAGUCUACUCUGUCUUCCUAUUUUCUCUUCUAUUUCUCUCUCUCAAAGCUUAGUUUCCCUCUCUAUCGUUUGUUUGUUUGUUCACAGGGGCCAUGUCUUCCAGAGGAACAAAUGCUUCUUCCGGCAUGGGGGUUGCUGAGCAUAGCAAGACCACAUACAUGGAGCUGCAGAGGAAGAAGGUAUACCGCUAUCUGAUCUUUAAGAUAGAUGAGAAGAAAAAUGAGGUUGUGGUUGAGAAGACUGGAGGCCCAGCAGAGAGCUAUGAAGAUUUUACUGCUUCGUUGCCUGAGAAUGAUUGUAGAUACGCAGUUUAUGACUUUGAUUUCGUAACCUCAGAGAACUGCCAAAAGAGCAAGAUCUUUUUCAUUGCCUGGUGUGUUCACUUUUCUGUAGGCCUGAUCUUAUACUUGCAGUAGCUGUAGUCACCUCCUUGUUUGCGUGGUUAGUGUUGCCCUUAUAUGGUGUCUUAAACUAGGUGAUUUUUUUUUUCCUCUUUUAAAACAAACAUUUUUUUACUCACUACAGACCUAACCCCACCCUUUCACACACACAAACGCAAGGCUAGUAUGAGGGGGAUUUGACCCCGAGACAUCAAGGUACAACCAAUUUCAGUUUGCUUUUUCUUUUGGCUAUCCGGUCAUGGUUCUUGGUCCCUGGAGUUAGAUUAUUUUCACUAAACAAAUGGAUUAUAAGGAAGCUGAUUGAUAGAGAUUAGAGGGAAGAGAAAGGGGGAGAAAUUAUAGCAGAAUUUAGAGGAAAUGUUAGAGAGAAUUAGAGCGAGAGAGUAUUCAAUUUAUUUCGUAAUCAACUAUGUUUUUCAACAAUGAAUUAGACCUCUAUUUAUAGGGCCAACUCUAGACUAUAAAUGGUAUUUUCUAGGACAUUAAUUCAAAGAUAAAGACAAUCAAACCAAAUAUCUCCAUCUAAAAGAAAGAAGAUCAUCUAGGUAAGGAAAUCUUUUCUCUU
Molecule: messenger RNA, 1000 nt
Organism: Pistacia vera
Lineage: Eukaryota; Viridiplantae; Streptophyta; Magnoliopsida; Sapindales; Anacardiaceae
Product: actin-depolymerizing factor-like
Exons: 2
Coding region: 127-450 (107 amino acids)
Biological process (GO): actin filament depolymerization
Cellular component (GO): cytoplasm; actin cytoskeleton
Molecular function (GO): actin filament binding
Source: RefSeq, a predicted model, not a curated record